UUCCCCCCUUCCCCUCAAUUCAUCCUCUUGCUUGACAAUUCCAAAAUACUACUCUUACACACUCCUGACGGCUUUUUUCUUUCUUUAUUGCCUUCACUCGACACUCAUUGUUCUUUCUUCUCUUCCUUUCCUUCCCCUGAGCGUUCGGAGCAUCCUGGUGAUGCGGUCGGCGAUCCUCCCGUAUUGACUUUCCCCUGUUGUUUAUCCCGUGGCAGUCCGCCCCAGCCCACUUGACGAAUUUCGACACGAACAAGUUUCUCUGCUCGCUACAAGAUACACCUCCUGUUACCUUUCUGAAAUACAGACCUUUCGAGUCUCAACCACCUUCGCAACUGAUUAAAUCACAAUCAUGCCGUCCAUUCCCCCUCCCCUGACUCUAUCUCACCGCCACACGCGGAGUCGAUCAUCCAACAUCGACUUCGACCCAGUUUCACCAGGCACUUACGCUCCUAACGGCUUUUCCUACCAUUCUCCUCGAUCGCCUCGGACGCCUCGUUCAUCUGCGCCUCCCUCUCCCGUCGAUUCUCGCCCGCAGCGUGCCAACAGCAUUAAUGAGUCGCACCGGAUGUCGGUCGAUUUUGGCGGCGUCGCCGGUGGAGGCGGGCUGGGCAAUUUAGCCGAUGAGCUGGCCGACGCAUGGGAGGAGGAAGAAGGGGGUUACGGAUACGCCUCUGGGCAAGACACCGGUGUCCCUGACACACAAUACGCGCAACAGAGCGAAGACGACGCUGCAUACAACCAUCACACACGAUCCCCGUCAUCCGGGUACUCCCCAGAGCGGAAUUCCACCCUGCAACCCCCACGGCCCAAGACGCGCAAUGGCGCCCAGCGACAACACCGGCGGUAUGAAUCGCAGUACGAUGGCUCCGACUACGGAAAUGACUCGGAUUUCGAGGAAUCGGAUAUGCCCCCGAGCCUGGAAACACAGAUGGCGGAGAUUGAGAGUCUGGCUCGAAGAGGUAUUGAGAACAACGGGAGUGAGAAUGACUAUGUGAUCCCGCGAACGGUGGAGGCUUUGCGGGACUUGGGCGCUCAGAGCGGCAUCGAGAAUAAUGCCAUGAGACUCAUCACCGCUCACUCCUCCAUCACGUCGCAUCUCACACACCAAACCCGGGCCCUUCAAACCCUCAUCCACCCUCUUCUAUUCUCACCUUUUCCGCUUCUCUCCGAGGACGCCAUUGACGCACUUAUCCCGCUCAUCGACGAAGAACUCUUGCCGAACCUCCCCUAUCCUUUCCCCGACCAGUCACGACACUCCUCCCGACCCACUACCCCUUCGCAAUAUUCGGCUCUGAACCCGCUCACGUCGCUACAAAGUCUCGUCUCGCAGACCUCUGACAUCACCCUCUCCCUCCAAAGCCUAAGCGACACGCUGUACGAGAAUCGACAACUGACCUCCACUGCGUCGCGAAGGCUCCGGUCUGCCCGGGAGCUUGUUGCAGAGCUCCGCCGGGAAGAAGAGGGUCGCGAGGAAGGGACUCGAUGGCUCGAACGCGGCGACUGGGACCGGCGUCUGCGGGACCGCGAAGCCGGCCGUGUUUGUGGCGAGGUGGUGAGCGGUUUCGAGGCUGUAUGCGGUGAAUGGCGUGAGAAGCUCUUCGGGGCUGCUGGGGCUACCGCGGUUGCUGGAGCAGAAGUAGCAGCCGCGUGAUGAACCUUUCCCCCCUCUUCUCUCGAAAGACCGCAUUCAAGGAGGAUAAUCUCUUUUCUGAUCUGACUGCCCCAAAUAUCAAAAGGACUCACUCGCAUGAUGUAAUGGCCCCUUUUGCUAGACAUUCGCCUCCAAAUCACCCCCAAGCUCCGUUCUCUUCCUCUUUCCUUGAUAUCCUUCUCUUCAACCAGUAUAUAGAUCUUACUUUGAUAUCUUGCAGUUAUGACUUUCUACUUAUCUACGUGAAAAAUUAUUUAUUUGUUCUCCUCUUUCACGGACUGGAAAUGGUGUGUGGCUCUGAUUGCUGAUCUAAAUCUGAAUUAAUCCCUACUCUCCUCUUUCGCUGAUGGUCGAAUGAUAGAUUUGCGCUUAUCGUGCUUUUCAGUCCAUCAUGACUUCCUGCCUUAUCGGUUGAAUCAAACUGAAGGACAUGCCUGUUGUCUGCUUG
Messenger RNA from Aspergillus saccharolyticus JOP 1030-1, 2099 nucleotides. RefSeq lists its product as uncharacterized. The coding region runs from base 350 to 1651 and encodes 433 amino acids. The record is from RefSeq and is a predicted model, not a curated record. The transcript is spliced from 2 exons. Lineage: Eukaryota; Fungi; Ascomycota; Eurotiomycetes; Eurotiales; Aspergillaceae.